GCAUAAACGCAACAGGCAACGGGGGGAAUUCAAAUUUCGAAAUCGCCUUGCGAAACAAAUGAUGAGGAUCCGCAACUUGGUGGCUCCCACCCUUCAAUUUAAAGCACAAUCGCGCGUUUACUGCAACCUCCGACAAAGGCUCUCCCGCCCCGGACUCGACUUCACCGCCUAUGGCUCCGCCAUUCAGCACUGCUCCGACCGCCGCCUCGUCCGCCAGGGCAAGCAGCUCCACGCUCGCCUCAUCCUGCUCUCCGUCACACCCGAUAACUUCCUCGCCUCCAAGCUCAUCCUCUUCUACUCCAAAUCCAACCACGCGCGCGAAGCGCGCAAGCUGUUCGACGCCACUCCCCACAAAAACACCUUCACAUGGAACGCCAUGCUCCUUGGCUACUCCUUCAACGCCAUGUUCCGCCACGCGCUCAACCUCUUCGCUUCGCUCGUUUCCUCCACCAACCCUAACCCUAACGCCUCCCCCGAUAACUUCACCAUAUCCUGCGUCUUGAAAGCGUUCGCUUCGUCUUUUUCUACACCCGAGUUUACGAAGGAGCUUCACUGUUUAAUUCUUCGGCGAGGCUUUGACUCUGAUAUUUUCGUUCUCAACGCGCUGAUCACGUGCUACUGCAGGUGCGACGAGGUUGGACUUGCGCGGCACGUGUUCGACGGAAUGUCGCGGAGAGACAUUGUGACGUGGAACGCGAUGAUUGGUGGAUACUCUCAGAGGAGGUUUUACGAUGAAUGUAAGAGGUUGUACUUGGAGAUGUUGAAUGUGUCGAGUGUUGCACCCGAUGCGGUUACCGCGGUGAGCGUGAUGCAGGCGUGUGGACAGUCCAUGGACCUUGAAUUUGGAAUGGAGCUUCACCGUUUUCUGAAGGAGAGUAGAAUUGGGGUUGAUGUUUCGCUUUCCAACGCUGUGAUUGCUAUGUAUGCCAAGUGUGGUAGGUUGGAUUAUGCGCGAGAGUUGUUUGAGGGAAUGCGUGAGAAGGAUGAGGUUACUUAUGGGUCGAUUAUUUCGGGGUACAUGGGUCACGGGUUUGUGGAUGAAGCGGUGGGUAUUUUUCGAGGGGUGGAGAACCCUGGAUUGAAUAUGUGGAAUGCUGUGAUUUCUGGUAUGGUUCAAAAUAAGGAGUUUGAAGGGGUUCUUGAUUUGGUACGGGAAAUGCAGGGUCCUGGUUUGAGUCCCAAUGCUGUCACGCUUGCUGGUGUUCUUCCUUCGUUUUCAUACUUCUCAAACCUGCGAGGAGGGAAAGAGGUUCAUGGUUAUGCUAUCAGGAGAGGUUAUGAGCAAAAUGUGUAUGUGGCAACUUCCGUUAUUGAUGUUUAUGCAAAGUUGGGGUAUAUUUGUGGGGCUAGACGGGUUUUUGAUCUAUCACGGGGUAGGAGUUUGAUAACUUGGACAGCGAUUAUAUCUGCUUAUGCUGCUCGUGGUGAUGCUAGUUUGGCACUUGGUCUCUAUGCUCAGAUGCUGGAUAAAGGAAUUCGACCUGAUCUGGUGACAUUAACUUCUGUAUUGACAGCUUGUGCUCAUUCUGGAUUGGUUGAUGAAGCUUGGAAUAUCUUCAAUUCUAUGCUCUCAAAAUGUGGCAUUCAACCCUUGGUGGAGCACUAUGGUUGCAUGGUAGGUGUUCUUAGUAGAGCUGGGAAGCUCUCGGAAGCAGCACGAUUCAUUUCUGAAAUGCCAAUUCAACCAAGUGCUAAAGUCUGGGGUGCUCUGCUACAUGGGGCUUCUGUUUACGGUGAUGUUGAAGUGGGCAAGUUUGCUUUUGAUCAUUUGUUUGAGAUGGAGCCUGAAAAUACCGGGAAUUACGUAAUUAUGGCCAAUUUAUAUUCAUAACAAGCUGAUAAGGUGAGGGAAAGAAUGAAAGAUAUUGGAUUACAAAAGGUCCGCGGAAGUAGUUGGAUUGAAACGAGUGGAGGGUUACUUAGCUUCAUUGCCAAGGAUGUGUCAAAUGGAAGAUCUGAUGAGAUCUAUGCAUUGCUGGAAGGGUUGCUUGGUUUGAUGAGGGAAGAAGCAUACAUUUUACAGGAAGAGUUAGAUUAUGAGAAUGGUUUUAAUUAAUAACUGACAUGUGGUAACUUGCACUGAAAUGAUCACUCGCUUCUUGUAGACUAGAGCAAAAAAAGACCUCUCAAGUUCUGAGAUGCAGAAAGAAACUAGAUGACACCUGUGUCUCAAUACUCAGCAAACAUAUCAAGAUUUACUUGGUGCACAAGGUUAGGAAUCGGCUCUCUCCUCUUUAUUCAGUGUGCAUAGAAAUUUAUGCCUGCUGAUUCUUCUCCCAGGGUAGUUUAGGCCUAGAAACACACGGCUCCGAGGAGUACUUGAUCAUUUUAAGUAGACACAUUUCUAACACGGACACUCCUAGACACUAGUCCGACACUUGUUACACACUUCUAACUAGGGAAUUUUUUACUGAAUUAAUUUUUUUUUUAAAAUACCAAGAUAGCACCUUGUAUACUUUAAUUUUCCAACUAGCACCAUUUACUGUACAAGGUCUGUACCUGCUCGAGGGUACACUCGUAGUCUUCUUGGUAAGAAGGGACGAACGGAUACUUCAAACGGAUUCUUCAGAGGGGGGAGAUACCUGCAAAAGGCACUCCGACACUCAAGUCAGGACAAGUACGAUAUUCUAGGAUAAUUAAUAAACAGUGACAUACAUCGUUAUGUGUGACCUACUUAUAGUACUUGACGUGGGUCUAGUCAUGGUGGGCCUUCUCAGAUGUUUACCAAAUUAAGUAAUACGAUGUUAAUCGGUUGUUAGGCCCAAAUCAUGUGUUUACCUUUCUUAAUCGUGAUUAGCAUUAUAAUCCGUUCUACCUUUCGGCGAGUGGCCGAGCCGACAAAUCAAGAACUGGGAAGCUGUACGUCUUCGGCUGUUGACCAGACCGACAUAUGCUUUACUCGGGUAUUUCACUCGUUCGGCAUUCGGUCGAGCUGAUUUGAUGGGUGGUUUUGUCUGUAUCGGCCUGAAACCGAACCGAUAAUUGCUAGUAGACUGUUCUCGGCCUUCAGCUGCAUGCCGAGUCGAUUCUAACGUCAAGGUUCAUAUGGGCGUGAUUCAAUAUGCUUGGGUGUCUGACGGGACUACACGUGUUGGUUCACGUGACCGAUACGAUCCCUCCGGUACAAGGUUAGAAUUUGAUUUCCCAUACAGUAAAUGGUGCUAGUUAGAGAAUUAAAGUGUAAACAGUGUUAUUUUGGUUUUUUUUUUAAAUUUAAUUCAGUAAAAAAGUCUCUAACUAGGUGUCCAAUUAAAAAAAAUAUUGUUGGUUGUUUUGGACACUCAAGUCAACGGAAAUUUUACAUAAAUAAUAUUUUUUAAAAGAAAAAAUACAAAAAUGACACCUGUGCAAGUUUAUUUACCAGAGUAGAACG
Molecule: messenger RNA, 3373 nt
Organism: Cajanus cajan (pigeon pea)
Lineage: Eukaryota; Viridiplantae; Streptophyta; Magnoliopsida; Fabales; Fabaceae
Source: RefSeq, a predicted model, not a curated record